Molecule: messenger RNA, 1137 nt
Organism: Metopolophium dirhodum (rose-grain aphid)
Lineage: Eukaryota; Metazoa; Arthropoda; Insecta; Hemiptera; Aphididae
Product: zinc finger MYM-type protein 1-like
Exons: 1
Coding region: 286-1137 (283 amino acids)
Molecular function (GO): protein dimerization activity
Source: RefSeq, a predicted model, not a curated record
AGCUCUCAAAAAGUAGCUUUAUUCUUUGAUCUUGUACAAGAUAUAUUUCUGUUCUUUAGCAAGAGCGCACCUAGAUGGGCAUCGUUGGCUUUUGGUGAGAAGACCGCAGAUCAAAUAAGAAAUAAAGUAUUAAAAAAUGUGUGUGCUACUCGAUGGGAAGCAAGACACAACGCCGUGUAUUCACUAAAAUUAAAUUUUAUAAAUGUUUUAAAAUCUUUAACCAAUAUAUUAUUAACAAGUGACAAAAGUGAUGAAAAAAAUAGAGCCAAAUCACUGAAAAAAAAAAUGGAAUCAUUUGAAUUUGUUAUGUUGAUGACCAUUUGGGAAAAUAUUUUAAAACCUUUAUCAAUUGUAUCAAAGGUAUUACAAUCACCACAAACCAAUCUUCACAAGGCAUGUGAUUUAUUGCAAGGAACAAUUUUAUCAAUUGAAAAAAUGAGAGAUGGUUAUGAUGAAGUCGUUGGGUCAGCAACUGAAUUAUGCCAUAAAUGGGGUAUAUCCACCACAAAACCUGCAACCCGUAGAAUAUAUUCAAAACAAUACUGUGGAGAAAUUCAAGGAGAUAGACGAUUAGAUGUGCCCGAAGAAAAAUUUCGUAUAGCAAUUUUUUAUCCUCUCAUUGAUACAGCUUUAUUUCAGUUACGAGAUCGAUUUAAAGGACUUCAUUCCGUUUCAAGAAAUUUUGAAUUUUUACUUCCACAAAAUAUAGUUACCAUGAAAGAGUCAGAAAUAGUUAAAUCUUGUUAUGAUUUCAUAUCAUUUUACAAUAAUGAUGUGACAUCAGAUUUAAUAAGACAACUAAUUUCAUUAAAAGAAUUUAUUAAAAAUACAAAAAUUCAAACUAUUCAAGAAUUGUCAUCUUUUAUAAUUGAAUAUGAUCUUUCAUCUCUUUACAGUCAAAUUAUCACUGCUUGUAUUAUAUAUUUAAGUCUCCCAGUUACCGUAGCUACGGCCGAAAGGUCAUUUUCCAAAUUAAAACUCCUCAAAAACUAUCUUCGGAAUUCUAUUUCGCAAGAUAGAUUAACUGGCAUAAGUAUACUUAACAUAGAAAAAUCAAGGACAAAAGAACUUGAUAUUGAAAAACUAAUACAUGACUUUUCAAACAUGAAGGCAAGGAAAAAAAACUUUUUAAAAUAA